AUGGCAUUGGAAGAAGGAAAGGCCAGGAAAGCUGCUCAGGCUAGCUCGAGGAAAGGGUGCAUGAGAGGCAAAGGUGGCCCUGAAAAUGCCCUAUGCACCUUCAAAGGCGUGAGGCAACGCACUUGGGGCAAAUGGGUGGCCGAAAUUCGGGAGCCCAACGGAGGUAUGCGAGUUUGGCUCGGCACUUUUGAUAAUUCUUAUGAGGCUGCUUUGGCUUACGAUGCUGCUGCCCGGAAACUCUUCGGCCCGGAUGCCAAGGUGAACUUGCCUCAUUUGUAUGAAGAGAAUCCGAUCCCUCAGUUCCCAGUUUCAUCCAACCUUGGGAGCCAUGUGCAGAUUCAAGAAAACAAUCCAGUCUUUGCCUUUUCAAAAUGUUCCCCUCUACCAAUUUUCUAUGAAAACACAGAUGCUUCUAGAUAUGGGUAUCCAUUAGAGGGGGCAUCUCUGAAAAGCUCUCAGAAUGUUAAUGAAAUUGAGUUUGUGAGUAUGAAAGGAAUGCCUAACGACUUGAAUUUGCCCGAGAUUGAUGACUCCUCCAUGUGGGCAGAAGCGGCAAAGGAUACCUCUUUUCAGUUCGUGGAAGACAUGGAUUUGGAACAUAGGAAUAAUUGGAACAAUGUUCGUUUCCAAUGGUUCCUGUAA
Messenger RNA from Fraxinus pennsylvanica, 642 nucleotides. NCBI's taxonomy places the organism in Eukaryota, Viridiplantae, Streptophyta, Magnoliopsida, Lamiales, Oleaceae. The record is from the annotation of a GenBank genome assembly.